AUGCACUCAAUUUCCGUUUGUGUCUGCAGGCUUUAUCGGCAAGGCGGUGCGGAGGGCGCUGCCGGCUUGCCCCGCUUAGUUUCUACGAACGGUCGACAGCCUCUGAUUGGCGGGAGCAUUGAUAGUCAAGGAGGUUCUACUCGAUCCUUUGCUCCAGCUCGGCGGCCACCGCGAGCGCAGGGUAAUCAGGUACUCGUGCCACACACGAAUUACCGACCCAUCACACUGCCAUCCUUAGAGGCAGUGUCCUCUGCACCACACCUGGGAGGGGCAAAAUCUGCCAGCAGCAAGCAGCUGAUCGGCACACGGAAUGCCAGUGUUCCUAUGUCCAUAGUUGGCCCACAGAACAUACCGGGUGCGAGCAUGCGAACGGGACCUCAGGUGGACUCACAGCAGUUCAUGGAAACGACCCAGGAGGGCCCAGUGGCAUCCGAGGAGGUUCUGAAAGUGGACCCUUCGGAUCCGUCGUGGAUCAGCCCAGCAGACUUUGUCGAGUUCAUUCUCAACCACGAGAGUCUCACCGAGGAGUUCUGCUACAUGAACCGUUCUGGCCCUUACGAGUUUGAGAUUGUGCCUUUUUCGAAGAUCAAUCCCAAUGACUAUAUGACCAUCUCCAUCCGUGGGGUGACCCACUACUCAAACGGAGAGCUCGACUACCAGGACCUUGCCGAUUGGCAGCGGGACCAGGAUAUGUACAGGAAGAUUAUCGAGAUCCCCUUUUUCAAGAAAUAUCAGCGGUGGAAGCUGUUUUCCGUGUGGAAGAGCGCGAUGCGCAAUCAGCGCGUGCAGAAGUGCUCCAGGACGCUCAACGCCCACCUCUUCGCGCUGGACCCAACGUUGUGCGACUCCCUGCUCCGGUGCCGCAGGGAAUGCGUCAAGAUCAGCAGCUGGAAUCUACUGGAGGUGAACCCAAUGACGGUCUACCAAGUGGAGGAGUUCGAAGAGCAGCAGAGGCAGAAACGAAAGCAGAUGGCCGCAGAUCUCCAGGAGGUCUGGGAGAAAAUCAAAGACGAGCUUCAUCAGUCGUGCACCAGCAGCCUCCAAGACUUCCUCAAGAAGAACGGCUUCGGCCAACGUGGCUCCGGGGAGGAGGAAAAAGAGGAAGGCGACGAAGGAGACCAGGACGGUGUCAGGGCCUUCGUGGAGGACGUGGAUGCGCAAGAGGCGUUAGCCAUCACAGAAGGGGAAGGCGAGAAGCCUUCCGAGGAGAAGAAGGAAGAGUCCAAGGGCGGAAGGAAGCCGAACUUUAACGUUGAGUGUCUCCUGGAGCACGGCGCCCUGGUCUUCAAGCCCUCCGGAAAGAGAAUCUGGGAUGCCGUGGAGCCGGGGGCUUAG
Messenger RNA from Symbiodinium sp. CCMP2592, 1335 nucleotides. NCBI's taxonomy places the organism in Eukaryota, Dinophyceae, Suessiales, Symbiodiniaceae. The record is from the annotation of a GenBank genome assembly.